Chiloscyllium plagiosum (whitespotted bambooshark) is the source of this 4744-nucleotide messenger RNA. Its product is annotated as electrogenic sodium bicarbonate cotransporter 4-like. Gene Ontology annotation, molecular function: sodium:bicarbonate symporter activity; monoatomic anion transmembrane transporter activity; solute:inorganic anion antiporter activity. NCBI's taxonomy places the organism in Eukaryota, Metazoa, Chordata, Chondrichthyes, Orectolobiformes, Hemiscylliidae. The record is from RefSeq and is a predicted model, not a curated record. Gene Ontology annotation, biological process: monoatomic anion transport; regulation of intracellular pH; transmembrane transport. Gene Ontology annotation, cellular component: plasma membrane.
UAUGCACUAUAUCCAAUUUGACCAAAGGAUGCUGUUGUUCAUCUGGACCAUUCAAUGAGACUCAUUUAGGUUGCCUCUUGUUGCUUCUGUGUCCACAAAGAUCCGAAGAAUGGAUUAUGAAAGGGGAGUGGGGCAUCCAAGGAGAAGAUAUGAUGAUGAAGAGGAGGAGGAUCAAAACACCAUCUAUGGUGGGAUCCCUGCACCACAAGGCUACAGGAGAAAGAGACGGCGAAGGAAAUUCUCAGCAAGUCGGGAGAAAUUUAGUGAGGGGGAAUUGUAUCCCAACAGGCAGUACAGAUCUGAUACCGAGGAAGGAGAUGGAAGAGGACAGACUGCUACAGAGAGAGCCUUUACCAUGUCCCCUGCUGCUGAGCGUCUGAGGUACAUUCUGGGAGAAGACGAUGAUGGCCCAACUCCAACGCUUUUCACAGAGAUGGAUACCCUGCAGCAUGAUGGAGUUGAGUUAGAAUGGAAGGAAUCUGCCAGAUGGGUAAAAUUUGAAGAGAAAGUAGAGGAAGGAGGCGAGAGAUGGAGUAAGCCCCAUGUGUCUACAUUAUCUCUGCACAGUCUGUUUGAGCUGCGGACAUGUCUCCAGACAGAGACUGUACUGUUAGAUUUGGAUGGAUAUUCCUUGCCACAGAUCAUAGAUGACAUCAUUGAGAAGCAAAUUGAAGAUGGACUUAUUAAAGCAGAUGUCCGAGAACAGAUAUCCUACAUCCUCCUGAGAAAACAUCGUCACCAAACCAAGAAACCCAUCCAUCGCUCUCUAGUUGACAUUGGGAAAUCAUCGACAACAUCAUCAGCUCGCAGUCCCAACCGAAUCCCUGGCAUUGGGACAAACUUUUACCGCUCUACUGAAGACUUGAGACUGAGGCAGGCUGCCAGUUAUGGAUGGCUACGUCGUGCUCAAAGCAGAAGCAUGAAUGACAUCGCAGAUACUCCCAGCACAGAUCAGCUCAAGAACAAAUUCAAAAAGAAAAUACCUCGUGACUCUGAAGCCUCAAAUAUACUUGUGGGUGAAGUCGACUUUCUGGAUAAGCCAUUUGUAGCCUUUGUCCGUCUCUUGCAAUCAACAAUGUUGGGUGGGCUGACAGAAGUAGCAGUUCCAACAAGGUUUAUUUUUAUUCUUUUGGGUCCUCAAGGGAAAGGUAAAUCUUAUAGCGAGAUAGGAAGAGCCAUGGCAACACUGAUGGUCGAUGAUCUGUUCAGUGAUGUGGCUUAUAAAGCAAGAGACAGAGAUGACUUGAUUGCUGGUAUUGAUGAAUUCCUUGAUGAAGUCAUUGUCCUGCCUCCUGGUGAAUGGGAUCCCAAGAUUAGGAUUGAGCCACCCAAGAAAGUCACACCAGCUGAGAAAAGGAAAUCCGUUUACUCUCUGAAUGAGACUGGGCAGAUGAAUGGUUCAGCAGGUGGUGGAGGAGGAAGUGAUGAUGAAGAAAUGCCAGUACCACAUGAACUUGGAGAAGAGUUGAUGUGGACAGGAAGGUUUUGUGGAGGGCUGAUACUGGAUAUCAAAAGGAAACUUCCCUGGUUGCCCAGUGAUUUCUAUGAAGCAUUCCACAUUCAGUCUAUUUCCACGAUCCUCUUCAUCUACUUGGGCUGCAUUACCAAUGCCAUCACCUUUGGAGGAUUGUUGGGGGAUGCAACAGAUAAUUAUCAGGGUGUAAUUGAAAGUUUUCUAGGCACUGCGUUCACAGGUGCUGUAUUCUGCUUAUUCAGUGGACAGCCUCUCACUAUCCUUAGUAGUACAGGUCCAAUCCUCAUCUUUGAAAAGCUUCUGUUUGACUUCAGCAAAAGUAAUGAUUUGGACUACCUUGAAUUCCGGCUCUGGAUUGGUCUCCAUUCUGCCAUUCAAUGCCUUCUUCUAGUUGCCAUGGAUGCCAGUUUCAUCAUUAAGUACAUCACACGUUUUACAGAGGAAGGCUUCUCCAUGCUUAUCAGCCUCAUCUUUAUCUAUGACGCCAUCAAAAAAAUGAUAGGGGCCUUCAAAUACUACCCCAUCAAUUCUGGCUACAAUCCAGACUAUGUGACCAUGUACAAGUGUGAGUGUGUGGCUCCAGAUUCAGUGAAUUCAACUCUGUUCAAUGCUUCAGAUUCACUGGCUUUGAAUAACACUAACAUUUCUUUGUAUAAUGUUGUCAAUACAACAGCACUGGACUGGAGUCAACUCAGCAAGAAGGAAUGCCUCACAUAUGGGGGGAGCCUGGUUGGAAAGUCCUGCAAGUAUGUUCCAGAUCUAGCCUUAAUGUCUUUUAUCCUCUUUUUUGGGACAUACUCACUGACAGUGACCCUCAAGAAAUUCAAGUUUAGUCGCUACUUUCCAACCAAGAUCCGAAGCCUGAUCACAGACUUUUCUACAGUAAUCUCCAUUCUUGUUUUCUGUGGAAUCGAUGCUGCUGUCGGACUGGAUACACCCAAACUGCAUGUCCCCAAUGAAAUCAAGCUCCGGAAACUUAUCAGUGACUUUUCUAUCUUCACGUCUAUUCUGAUUUUUGUUGGGAUUGAUGUUCUUUUUGGACUGAACACACCAAAACUUCAAGUGCCAACUGAGCUAAAGCCAACCCGUUCAGAUCGAGGCUGGUUUGUUCUUCCCUUUGGUAAAAACCCCUGGUGGAUCUACCUUGCCAGUGCCUUACCUGCUCUCCUAGUAACUAUAUUGAUCUUCAUGGACCAACAAAUCACAGGGGUAAUUGUGAACAGGAAGGAGCACAAAUUGAAGAAAGGAGCUGGUUACCAUUUGGAUCUGUUUUGGGUUGGUCUUUUACUGGCGAUUUGUUCUUUUAUGGGUCUUCCAUGGUAUGUGGCAGCAACAGUUAUAUCUAUCGCUCACAUUGAUGGUUUAAAAAUGGAAACGGAAACCAGCGCACCAGGAGAACAACCACAGUUUCUUGGCGUCAGGGAGCAAAGGCUUACUGGUGUUGUUGUGUUCGUCCUAACAGGAAUAUCUGUAUUUUUGGCUCCAAUUCUGAAGUACAUUCCAAUGGCAGUGCUAUAUGGAGUAUUCCUUUAUAUGGGUGUCUCCUCUUUAAAUGGCAUUCAGUUUUGGGAUCGAUGCAAAUUAUUUCUGAUGCCCUCCAAACACCAGCCAGAUUACACCUAUCUUCGCCACGUGCCCCUUCGCCGAGUCCACUUAUUCACAAUGGUGCAAGUUAUCUGUUUGGCUGUUCUCUGGGUCUUGAAGUCCACUGUGGCAGCAAUCAUUUUUCCUGUCAUGAUCCUUGCACUCAUCCUAGUGAGAAAGUUCCUGGACCUGGUUUUUUCCCAACAUGACCUUGCUUGGUUAGAUGAUAUUUUACCUGAAAAAGACAAAAAGGAAGAAGACAAGAAGAAAAAAAAGUUGAAAACCAAAGACCAAGAUAGGGACAGUAUCAAUGAGGAGAAAGGUCCUCUAGCUGGAGUUGUGCAAGCUGAAAUGUCACCCUGUAACUCCGAUUCACUCGACCGCAGUAUAACUUUACACCUCAAGAUUUCCUGUCCAUCUUCCCCUGCUUUCAGCUGCUCUCGGAAUGCCAUAUGUUCCGUCCCACAGGUUAAGAUAGAAAUGGAAUCCGAGUACGAUGAUACAGACACUGAGAGAGCUCGGAGAGACACAAGCGGUGAAACUACUCUGUAACUUGGUCUGCCAGGUCCUGCCAGUAACACUUUGUUGGCACAUGGACCUCGUGAACUGUUGAUGAGCUAACAGAUGAGGGCCAUGAUUUGUGCAAAUUAACUUGGUGAGAACUGCACUUUGUCCAUACCGGAGUAUCUACCGCAGGUGAAGACUUCUAUGCAUCUACAUUGUCUUUUGCCUAGAAGUGUUGUUUAAAAUAUGUUUUUCAAGGAUAUUGACAUACUUAAUAAAGAUUAGGAACAGAUAGCAUCAGUCACACAAGACUGCAGUGUAUACCAAGAAAUUCCAGGAAUUAGGAAAUUGUUUUGAGGUAAUUUAAUUUUUCAAGCCAGUUCUCCUUUGAGAUUUAACUCUGAUGUUCUGUUGAGAUUGACCAAUUGUUUACGUAAAUGCAUCAUUUACCACCUUCCCACCUGUAAGUUUUUCUCCUUAGGUUCAAUGCUGUUCAGAGCACGUAUUGCUCCAUUUUGAACAGGAUUUCAAUCCUGAUGAGAAUCCUGAAGCUUUUACAAACAAAUUGUUUUAAAUUAUAUUGCACAGUGUAUGAAGCGGAGGGAGCUCAGCUGGUGUAGGUCAAGUAGCUCUUAACCACCUUGUAACUUUUCAAAAGUUCCCAGCUGUAGAUUUUCCAUUUGAUGUUGCUAUAGUUUAUUUCUAUUUAAGUGAUACAAAAGUGGGAAUUCCUGAUAAAACUUAAUGAUUUCUCAUGGCAAGUUAAGAUUGUUCUACAAAUGUCAACCAUGUAUUUCCUUACUCCAUUUUUAAUUUAUUUUGUAAUUGAUGUAUUUGAAAUCAUUGGUAGAAAUUAUGAUGUAUGACAAAUUAAUGCUGUGACUCUUUGUCUGGCAGUCCAUCUUCAUACUGAUAAGAGCAUUUCAUGCAGCGAGAUAUCACAUGAAAAAGACCAGAAAAAUGAUAUUGUUUGUUUGAUUAAGCCUGAAGAUACUUCAGGUUUUACUGUUUUCUGAAUUUGUUACAAAGAAAAAUCAGUUGAACUUAAUAGUGUCAAUGUUUGCUUCUUCAAUGCAAACACAAAAUCAGUUUGAAAUCAGACAACAUGGAGUUCAUUCAGAAAAACAGCAUUGAAAAGAACAAAGUAUUUCAUGUCAAUAAUAAACACUCAACACCAUCCUU